AUGAGGAUUUUCAUAGCUUUUGAAGGAUUUUGUGAAUCUUUUGACAUUUCAUCAGACCAAACUGUGCAAGCUGUAAAACUGAUGAUAAAGGAUUAUUUCCACAUUCCACUUUCUGAAGACAAACAAGGCAGACGAUAUUUGGAGUUGAUCUAUGCAGGAGCAAUACUGAAGGACAACUGGAUCCUUGCUGACAUUGGGAUAUCAGUUUCCUCGACUAUUAAAUGUGUUGUUAAGGAAGAAGACAAACCAGCCUUCUAUGUAUACAAUGCUGUAACGCAAGAGAAAGUGCCCAUUAAGGGGAGUAUUUAUCUUCUUGCUACAAAAGUGUCCCUUUUGAAAACAUUGGUAACCUUGAAAUGUGGCUUUCCAAAUAGUGUUUAUUGUCUCAGGACUCCAGAGGGCAGGGAGAUGUAUGACUGCAACAUACUGAACGAUUACCAGUUAGAUAUAGGCACAACACUUCGCCUGGAUGUGUGGGAUGGAUGGAAAGAAUUCCUGACUGGGUGCCUCUUAGGAAACAAGCAUACAGUCCAACGCUUCCUGUCUGAUGAAGAACCAGUACUCAAAUAUCAGAAGAGGGUGGCUCUUUACAUGGCAGCAUUUUUUGGGCACCUUGAGCUCGUGGCAUGGAUCCUGAAACAAGGAGUGAGACCCAAUACGGCUGUGGGUGUUCAUCCCUACCGAGAAUGGUGUCAGGAAACACAUCAUCCAGAUGUAACUAAAUGUCCGGUUCAUGCAGCUGCAGAAGCAGGCCAACUAAUUAUACUGAAGGCCUUUGUCAAUUAUAGUGUGUUGUGCCUAGAGUGCCAAAAUCCAGCAGGGCAAAUUCCUCUGAACAUAUGCAUCAAACACAAGCAUAAGGAUUGUGUGCUAUAUUUAGUUACCAAAAUGUGGUCAGUGGUUUCUUAUCCUAAUUUUUCACUUCCCAUGAAGAUCUACAUUAAAUUAAAGCAGUGGCUGCUUAGGGCUCAGAGUCGCAUCCUUACCACGAAAUGGCUUAACCAGGCUGCAGUCUUCAGAACACGAGUGGGGGACACUGUUAUCGUGGAUGGCUUCACAAAGCCGAAAAUGACUUCCAAAGCGAGGAUCAAGGCAGCAGGCAAUACGGACUAUCAGUUACCAAACCUAACUGAUCAAACUCCACAUGAGAAAGAGUCAUGUCCCUUGACAAUUACAAAGGGGAACCAAAAAGUAAUAAAGCUCAAAUUACCUCCGUUGGAAGACACGAAUAAGCUCCCUAACAUACACAGACUUCACCAAAAGAAGAAUAUUAGAAAGAAGGCUGCUCAGCCUAGAAAAGAUGAAAGUAUGGACCAAAAUAUGUGUUUAGCUAAAGUUCCUUUGCCCCCUAUUUCUAGCCUCAGAAAUUCACGCCCUCCUUUCUACUAUUCAACACCUAAUGCUAAAUUGCUCUUAAAUUCCUCCUCUGAGUGUUUCUCAGAACACAAUGGAAGAACUCCAAGAGAUAAUGCAAUCUACUGCUUAGCUAUUGCCAGUGCAUUUAAAGAGAAACCAUGGCUUCAACAACUGGGAAUUGCAAGAACCCUAGCUAAGAAGAGCGUCUGCAAACCUGUAUACUGA
Molecule: messenger RNA, 1581 nt
Organism: Emys orbicularis (European pond turtle)
Lineage: Eukaryota; Metazoa; Chordata; Testudines; Emydidae
Gene: ANKUB1
Product: ankyrin repeat and ubiquitin domain containing 1
Exons: 6
Coding region: 1-1581 (526 amino acids)
Molecular function (GO): protein binding
Source: RefSeq, a predicted model, not a curated record